AUGGAACAACGCCUUGUCCAACGUGCAAUCGCUUCUCCCAAUGCAAUUGCAGUGAUCGAUGGCAAUACCACCAUCAGUUACCAAGAGCUACUUGCACGAGCUGAUAUACUGGUUGAGAAACUGCAUGAAAGGUCAAUCGAGCUUGGGGAGCCUGUUUGUAUCUUGCUUGGGUCUAGUUAUCAACAGAUCCUAUCACAAGUUGCUGUCCUCCGAGCUGGAGGGACAUGUGCUCCCAUCGAUCCCUCCAUGCCUUCUCUCCGCCUGAUGAACAUGCUGCGAGAUAUCAAUUCUCGCUUGGUCAUCACCAGCGAGGCCCUGAUGGAUCGAGUGUCAGACUUCGAAGUCAUUCGAGUGGAAGAAGCAAGCGCGCCAAAUAUCACUAUAAGGAAAACAGGCCCUCCUCGUGUACGUGCGGGACGUUUGAAAACCCAUCGCAGCCAUAUAUUCUUCACCUCCGGCUCCACGGGCCAGCCAAAACCCGUUCCGGUCCUAGCCUGCAGUAUUCUCCACGUUAUGGACUUCAAGCCAGCUACAUUCAACUCAUCUGACCGCAUGGCUAUGUUCGUCAAUCCAGGAUUCGAUUUCGCCAUCUUGGAGGUUUGGUCGUCGCUACUUGCUGGGGCGGCAGUCAUUCAAAUCCCAAAACUGAUCGUCACAGAUCCGUUUGCUCUCACUGAUUUUCUAGACAACCAAAAGGUUACAUUGAUGAUUAUACCAACGGCCCUUUUCAAUGUUAUUGCCCUGAAUGCACCCAUCGCAUUUCGUGGUCUGCGUCACCUCUUUGUGGGAGGCGAGCCUGUGAAUAAAAAUGCAAUGAGAAAAGUUCUCAUAAACGGCCCACCAGCAAACAUGUGGAAUGCAUACGGCCCCACGGAGGCAACCAUAUUUGUAACAGUAUGUCGUGUCGAUCUAGAGGAGACACAUCGUCCUCGCAUCAGCAUCGGGCGAGUUUUCGGAGACUCCAAAAUUUAUCUGCUAGACGAACACCUCAGGCUUGUUACUGGUACACAUCAAACCGGGGAGAUUUGUGUUGCCGGACCUCAGGUAUCACCGGGAUAUCUGAACAGAUCUAUUGAGAGUACGAGGCAAUUUAUACACGUCGAUUCUACCACACUAGGGGAGAAGGCCGGGGCAUCCAUCCGUCUGUACCGUACUGGGGACUUGGCCCAAUGGGAAGACUCAUCCGGUCGGCUGGAGUAUAUUGGUCGAGCAGACAGACAGGUGAAAUGUUCCGGGUAUCGAGUGGAGUUGGGUGAUAUCGAGCGUACGCUAGAGAGGCACCCCCAAGUGGGAUCGUGUGUUGUCAUCCAACACAAGCAGGAGGACUCAGAGGCUUUGUUGGCCUUCAUAGUUCCCGCCGAAUGCCAAACUCAAGUCCAGGUGUCCGCAAUUAUCAAUUGGGCAAAAGAAAGGUUGCCUUAUUAUAUGGUCCCUAGUUCGAUUCAAAGUCUCAGGGAAUUUCCUCUUUCAUCUACCGGAAAGAUUGAUAGAAAUGCUCUGGUUCCUGAUUCACACAAGGCAACAAAGCAGGAGAAAUCUGAGGACCAGCAGCCUUCACGAGUGGAAGGCGAAAUUGACUGGCUCCAAUCGCAUCUCCAAGGUUUGCUGAAUGUAUCACACCUUGACCCCAAGAAGAAUAUAUUCUCUCUGGGUGUCAGCUCGCUACAGGCUGCCCAGCUAGUAGGGAAGAUCAGGCAGCACAGCGGGAAACCAGUGACGCUGGCACAAGUACAUGCCUACCCUACCGUGGAAAGUCUUACAACUCUCCUGCAAAGCCCUGACAACGACAGCGCUGAUGUUGCCCAGACAACACGAUGGGCACAAGAUUCCCGUCUAGUGGAUGAUUUAGUUUCUCCUCCAGAUUGGCAAUCUGCUGACGAAGGACGAGUUUUCAUCACAGGAGCUACUGGAUUCCUAGGCGCAUACUUACUCCAUCGACUUCUGUCCUUGCCUAGUGUUAAGAAAGUUGCCUGCCUAGCCCGAAGCCAAGGGAAUUUUACGGCAAAUGACCGCAUUCAGAAAGCAUUGGAAAAAUAUGACCUUUGGGAUGGCAGGCUGGAGAUAACUCAAAAGAUUAUCGCUCUUGACGGAGACCUCACAGAUGCCACUCUAGGUCUAGGGGAUGACAAAUUCUCCUGGCUCAGCAACUGGGCCAGCGUAAUCUUUCACAAUGGUGCGCGAGUGAACUGGUGCGAGCCGUACGAGGCUCUUUAUGAGCCAAAUGUGGUUGGCACACGAAAUGUUAUCCGACUCACCACAUUGGGCCGACGCAAGGCAAUACAUUAUAUUUCCUCAGUUGGCACGUGGAAUGUAACUGGCCUUGUGAACAAAACGAAGAGAGUCUUCGAAGAUGGCCCGCUCACACCACAUCUGGAAUCACUUCGUUACGACAUGGGAUACUCGCAGACCAAGUGGGUGGCGGAUGAAAUGGUUCAGAGGGCGCGGGACCGUGGCUUACCCGCGAUCAUCUAUCGACCAGGGUUCGUGAUUGGGGAUAGUUCACGAGGCUAUGGAAAUGCAGAUGAUUUCUUUGCACGGCUGAUCAUGGGGUCGAUUCAGAGCGGCCAAUUUCCUCAUCUUCCUCACCAGCGUUUAGAAUAUGUGACGGUGGACUUUGUCUGCUCGGCCAUUUUACAUAUUGCAUCAAAGGCUGAGUGUCUCGGUCGGUCAUACCAUCUCGUCCCCCCGGACGUGGUACAGUCAGUGACUAUAGAAGAGACAUGCAGCUUGCUUAAUCAAGCUGGAUAUCCAGUCAAGCAAGUCCCAUACCAGGAAUGGCUAGAAGCAAUUCAGAAUUAUCCGGGGAGUCCAUUGGAGCCGUUGCUACCAAUGCUGCAGGAACCAGUUCUGGGGGACUUGACUCGAUUGCAGACAAGCAUACAUCCACCAGUCUAUGAUACCCAAAAUUUUGUCCAAGCGUUGGAAGAUCGGCCGGACAUCAAAUAUGUUCCUUUGGAUCCUGAGUUACUGCAACGAUGUAUCGACUUUUGGGUGAGCAGGGGUCACCAUUCUCUCUGCAGGAAUGGAAAAUUGUAA
Penicillium coprophilum is the source of this 3036-nucleotide messenger RNA. Its product is annotated as non-ribosomal peptide synthetase. Lineage: Eukaryota; Fungi; Ascomycota; Eurotiomycetes; Eurotiales; Aspergillaceae. The transcript has a single exon. The record is from RefSeq and is a predicted model, not a curated record. Bases 1 to 3036 code for a protein of 1011 amino acids.